UUUAAUUAAUGAUAAAAAUUAUGAAAUCUCAAAAUAUAUGCGCAUUUUUUAAAAAUAUUGCUAAGAAAAAAAAGUUUUAUUUAAGAUGCUAAUUGUCUCGCGAAAAGAUCGUGUGUAUACCUGUGACAAAAAGAGAUUAUUACAGUUAAAAGACGAGAUUGUUUUAUACAUAUCUAUAUCUCUUCACGUAAUCGCAUUUACAAUGAUUAGGAACACGGAAUAUCGCUUAUGAACGCGACGCAACGCUCGUGCGCGAUGCUCGGCGCGGCGAACGUAGCAGGAAAUAUUUUCGAGCGCCAUCUUGCGCCAUCUUGCAACCAUAGUAAUUCGUCAGUGCCUGUGAAUGGACUUGUCAUAAGUGUCUUAUAUUAUUUCGUCUCUCCCCGAUCGGUCCGAAAGUUCCGCAUCUCAAAAUUUCCGAGUGAUACCAACACGCACGUAAGAAGAGCAGUACAAUUUGUUAAAGGAAGGUGUACAUCUUUACCUCCAUCAAAUCCAGGCUUUUGUUGUGAUUCGGAGUAUUUGGAAGUUUUCUAUAUUUCUGGGCAAGCCUUCAUCAACAACACCAGCGAUAUUUCAUUAGUCAAGAAUGGCAAUGCAGAAGAUGAGAAGACAAGGUCAAGACGUUAUGCAGGUGAAUCUAGCAGGUAUUAGGCGAGAUAUUAUGAAUCUUGCCCAUAAUUACAGCAACGCUCAGAAAGCUGUACGAAAAGCUACCAGCAAUGAUCCUUGGGGUCCAAGUAGUACACUUAUGGCAGAAAUUGCCGACUUAACAUACAAUGUUGUAGCAUUUACGGAAAUUAUGCAAAUGCUAUGGAAAAGAUUAAAUGAUCAUGGGAAAAACUGGCGACACGUAUAUAAAGCUCUAGUUCUCUUAGAAUAUCUUAUUAAGACGGGAAGUGAAAAGGUAGCGCAGCAGUGCAAAGAGAAUAUUUUUGCCAUCCAAACCUUAAAAGAUUUUCAAUACAUGGAUGGGCAUAAAGAUCAAGGAAUUAACGUGAGGGAAAAAGCAAAACAAUUAGUGGCCUUAUUAAAAGAUGACGAGAGAUUGAGAAAUGAGCGAGCUAGAGCAUUGAAAGCAAAAGAGAGGUUUGCACAAUCAGUUAGUGGCUUUGGAAGUGAUGGUUUAGACACCAUGUCACCUGUUAGCAGUGAUUUUCAAGAUUGGGAGCCUUGUCACUUAUCCGAAUUAUCGACCAGACGUGCAACGGAAAUGGAAGCCGCACGACCGCAAACAGUAGGCGAAGAAGAGUUACAACUACAGCUGGCCUUGGCUAUGUCUAGAGAAGAAGCGGAACAAGAGGAGCAAAGAAGACGCAGUGACGAUGUUAGAUUGCAGUUAGCGCUCAGUCAGAGUCAGCAAGAUUUUAAAACUCCGCAAACUGAAAAACAAAGUCAUAUGCUUGAUUUACUCGAUGUAAAUCUAGGAGAAGCGAGCGGCUCUUCAGUACAAACUGAUCCUUGGGGUAUCCCGGUGACACCACCUAGACCACAGCCGCAGAACGAUCCGUGGAGUGUUCCAACAACGAGUACCACGUCACCUACGGUAGACCCGUGGACGCCCGUUCCUCCACAACGACCAAGAUCUUCAGCGGCCACUAUCGAUCCAUGGCGUGCACCUGCUCCGUCUCCUGCUACGGUCGUGUCUCCUCCUCGUAUAAGCGACCCUUGGUCACCAGUAUUCGCUGCUGCUACUACUGAAUCGGAGGCAAGCAAAGUGCAGACGGCUCAAGAUGAUAUAACAUCCUCGUCGCCAUCUUUUAACAAUUCAACCUUGACACAGAAUAUUGGCUUUGCCGCGCAAUCGCCUCAGAAUAUAGGAUUCAAUUUGCCACCGGUGUCUUCGGUUACCACCUUUAGCACUACUACCAACGGUUUUAACGGCACAGGACUAGGCUUUAACAAUUUUUCCACUCAAAAUAAUAGUAAUGCCGCCGCGACGAGUCCGCUUAGCGAUUUAGACGAAUUUGAUGUGAUCACCAACAGGGGAAAACUCGGAGCUAGUCCACAGACGGUUAAUAAUGGUGGUACAACAUCGGGAGAUCCUUUUGAUCUGGAAAGCAUGGCUGAGAAUCUUACUGCUAGUACCGGUGCUGUAAAGAAGACACCACAAUCCUUUUUAGGAGAGAACUCGGCGCUCGUCAAUUUAGAUAACCUUGUCAGCGCUUCAACAAUUAAGCCUACGGCUCCCACGCCUGCAGCAACUAUGUCAUAUGCAGCAAAUCCGUUUGCAACUGUGACUCCACCACCCCGUCCUACAAUCAAUCAGAUUCGACAGGAUCCAUGGACAGCGAAUACAACUUCUGUGGCUAAUCCGUUCCUCUCGUAGCCUGAUCGAUCAAUCGAAAGCUUCAUAGUUAUUGCGAUUUACGAGAUGUGGUUUGCAAUUCUGCAUGUAACUCUGUACGGUAUAGAUUUCGGUUACAACGGUAAAACAUGAUUUUAAUUAUAGCAAUUAUGCAUGGAGAGAAUAAGAUCGAUGUGAGAUGGAGAAAAUAUCCUUAUCAAUGAAUAUUUUAUUGAUAGCUUAAAGCAUUACUUUUUGAUGGAUUAUAUUGCAACACACUUAUAUUGGUUGUACAAGUUUUUUUCUUUUUGCAUGUACUCGCUUUUUAAAGUUUAUCAUGAAGUAAUCACCUAAACAACACUAACUAGUAGAAUGUGGCGUACGCAUAAUUAAGAGAAUUGGGUGAUUAAAAGAGAUGUAACACAUAAAUCAUGUUUUAACUCAAAACGCUUAAGCGAUUCCAAGGUAUGACUGGAUUUUAUAUAUACACUCCUUUCUCUAUAUAAUAUAUAUUUUCUAUGUAUGAAUUGAUUCAGAGGAAGAUUGCUCAGCAAUACUGCUUUUGCUGCUGAGGAAAGAAUGUAACAUAACGCUGGCGUUGAGAUCAGUUUAUGCGUUUUAUAUUUGUACACACGUUUUCUAUAGUAAAAAAACAAACAACAAAACGAGAUCGUGAGACUGUAAUCGUGAUUUGCAAAAGCACUAUUAUGUAUCGGACAUAAUUCCGUUCGCCGUUAUACGCUUAAGAUGUGUCGAUUAUGAUCUAUAAAAAAUUCAAUGUUAUGGCUUGCUUUCUAAAAAAAGAAUCCAUAAUUCAAAAGGCAGCUAGUAUGUUGCAAAGUGUAUGCCAAUUCCUUACAUAGCCAAUCAUAUACUGUAUAGUCAAUCAUUUCUAUGAAUGACUUACUGCGACCUAUGACACACCAAGGCACUUUUAAACGAAAAUGCAACUAUGAAAGUAGCAUUCACGCUAACGACACGAGUACUAAGGGAAUAAACUGUAUUAUUUUUAUUAUCUCUUGACUCUGGAUUUUAAUCGAUCAUAAAGCAUGUUUUGUGCAGAUUUGGCAUAGCUGAAAAAUCAAAUUCACGAAACGAUAAUAAGUGUGUCUAUUCGAAAAUCAUUGAUAUCUAAAUGAAUUGAAAUAACAAUGCGUUAUUUCUAAUCUAAAGUUAUUUGCAAUUUAACCAUUUGCAUCAAUAAUUAAAAUUAUUUAAAAAUGAAAUUAUUUGUAAGAUAAAUUUAUAACAAGUUUACAAGAUGUUCUUGCCUAUUUGCUAUCAUGUUUUUUUUAAACACGAAUGACUCGAAAAUACGAAUCUUUCUUUAUGUAUAAGACAAGUUAUAGACGUAUCUUGAUUUAUAUAGGAAAUGUACAUAAUAUUACACAGCAUAUCGCUUCCCCUUUGUCAAAUGUUUGUAGCGCUCUUAACAGAUGCAUGGAAAAUUUUUAAUGAUAUUUAAAA
Molecule: messenger RNA, 3754 nt
Organism: Formica exsecta
Lineage: Eukaryota; Metazoa; Arthropoda; Insecta; Hymenoptera; Formicidae
Gene: lqf
Product: epsin-2
Exons: 15
Coding region: 590-2329 (579 amino acids)
Biological process (GO): endocytosis
Cellular component (GO): plasma membrane; clathrin vesicle coat; endosome
Molecular function (GO): clathrin binding; phospholipid binding
Source: RefSeq, a predicted model, not a curated record